Molecule: messenger RNA, 324 nt
Organism: Lachancea nothofagi CBS 11611
Lineage: Eukaryota; Fungi; Ascomycota; Saccharomycetes; Saccharomycetales; Saccharomycetaceae
Source: the annotation of a GenBank genome assembly
AUGUUCAGACGAUUCCACUCGGCAGCUCGGUUGGCUAAUUAUUCCAAAGUGCAGCUGACGUUGUUCUCAAAGACUAAUUGUGGUCUCUGUGAUAAAGCUAAAAAUGUGGUGGAUCAAGUGAUGAGCGACAAACAGCGGUACAACGGUUUGCAGCUCACAGUUGUUGACAUUGACGAACCGCAGAACAAAGCUUGGUGGAACAAAUACUGCAUGGACGUUCCAGUACUCCAUGUAGAAAAUGUGGAAGACACACAAUCACCCUUAAAGAUCUUUCACAGACUGGAUCUAGACCAGGUGAAGGAAAAGAUUGAAAGCUCGAAAUAA